AUGAGCACCUCUACCACCACCACCUCAAGUAUACCUGUGAAGGAUGUAUCCACUAGCAGCAUAAGCACCUCUACCACCACCACCACCACCACCACUAGCAGCUCCGAAGUUGACGCUGCCACAACUACGUCUGCCACCACUAUCACAAGCGCUAAAACAUGGGCCGAUUGGACAUCUUCUGCCACCACCGAAAGCAGCAGUUCCCUUGUUGAUGCAGUGACAAGUUCAACCACUACCAGUGCCGCAAAAUGGUCAGAUUGGGCUAUAUCAAACACCUCCGUCACAUCGACUGAAGAACUUGCCGUUAGUACCACUGUUGAGGAAUCGACCAUGACCUUGACCAUGGGCGUUGGAGAAUCAGCAUCAGUUGUCACCACGACAAUCCGCAUGACUAAGUCAUAUACCGUGACUAGCACAAUUUAUGCCACCAUGACUCGACCAUCAUCUAAACCCGAUACUCCUGGGGAUAUCAAGAAUGUUGCAGCAGAGAGUACAGAGCCGACCACCACUCUGAUCAUGCAAUCCACCAACACCGAGACCAUGACUGUUACGCCAGUAGAGACUGGAAAAGGGGACGAUACUGCAGUGGACGGGAAUGGAUCUGGUAAAGGAGGAGGCGCAUGUGGUGUGUCCUACGUCACUGUCACGGAGAUGGUACAGAGCACCGUUACAGUUACUGCCACACCGAGCGAAUUCAAGCCCGUCAAACCUACAGUUCCAGUGGCGGUCGCUGAUGAAUCCACAACCACGGCCACAUCGUGGCACGGAUUUGGCAACGGCACGCAUACAAUGAUGCAUAAGUUCCCUAGCUCGGGCUUCAUGACCAUGUCCAAGUACGCUACUCCAUCAGGUUGGAGGCCAUGA
Rhinocladiella mackenziei CBS 650.93 is the source of this 864-nucleotide messenger RNA. RefSeq lists its product as uncharacterized. The transcript has a single exon. NCBI's taxonomy places the organism in Eukaryota, Fungi, Ascomycota, Eurotiomycetes, Chaetothyriales, Herpotrichiellaceae. The record is from RefSeq and is a predicted model, not a curated record. The coding region runs from base 1 to 864 and encodes 287 amino acids.